Molecule: messenger RNA, 2226 nt
Organism: Theileria parva strain Muguga
Lineage: Eukaryota; Apicomplexa; Aconoidasida; Piroplasmida; Theileriidae
Product: RAP domain protein
Exons: 11
Coding region: 22-2190 (722 amino acids)
Source: RefSeq, a predicted model, not a curated record
AUUUUUUAAUAUUAAAUUAAAAUGAUCAGAUUUAUAAGGAGCAUUUUUAAUAAAAUCCAUACAUAUACAUGUUAUUUUAGCACUGUUUCAGCCGAGAGCACAAAUAUAAGAAGAUUCCUUCAAAAUGACCAAAUAGAUGUCAGUAAAUUAAAUUUCUCAGAAAUUAAAAAUUUAUCGGACCAAGUUUUGGAAGGAUUGAAGAGCAAGAGAUUGGAAAGAACACUUGUGGUCAAGUUUUCAAAUAUCGUCUCAGACUAUAUACAAAGAGAUACAGAAAAUGGAAGAAAAUUAACUCUAGACGAUUACUUUUCACUUUUAGAUUAUAAUUACUUGACACAUUCAGAUAAAUACCUCAGUGUUUUGACAUCAAACAUAAGCUGUCUUUUGGAGGAAAAAUACAAGGAUUCCCAAGAGCUCCCAGAGGCGGAGCUUGGGAAGCUAGUGGACUUGCUCUCGAGAUUACACAAACUUGGAGUGUUUAAUAACCAGUUGUUUAAUUUUAUGUCAAACUAUGUUAAAUUGCUCGACGAUGAGAUGCUUUCAAAAUUCUCAAACCUCUCCCAAAAGUAUGGGUUGAGAACAAAGCAUAUACUAGAUUUGUGCUAUAAAGAAUGCUUAAACAGAGUGGAUACCAUGAAUAUCAACUUGACAUUGAAUAUGUUGAAAAGUUUCGCCUUUUUCUCCUUCGAAUACAGAGAAAUAUUCCUCAAAAGUAUACCCAGAUUGUCAGAAAAUGUAAAUUUAUUCUCGAACGAUGAUGUGUUAAUGUUCCUCAACGUUGCAAAAACAUUAAACCAGUUCCCAGAACUCAUACAAUUUAGAGACUUAAUUUUGUCAAAAACGAACGAAAACCUAGAAUCACAACCUAAUACACACUUGAUAAGAUGUGUUGGAGAACUCUACAGAGGGUUACGUAGUCGGGCCGGAAAGACCUUUGUUUCAAACGUUUUAGAUAAGAUUGACGAUGAUGAUUUCAGACUAGUUAAUGUUACCAACCUUGUGAAUGUGAUGCAUACAAUAAACUUUUAUAAAAUGAAAUUGACAUACUUAACUGACAUCUUAAGUAUUCUGAGCACGAGAAUGAAUGAGAUAGUGUCAAACAGAAACCUAGGACUGUGGUCUGAAAUCUUCAGUGUAUUACUUGAAACAGGAUGGUUUUCACUCCCGUUUAUGCAAUCCGCAAUCAAACACAUUAUAUCGGAACCCCAAGUGUUGUGCAGAGUCUCAACAUACCAAAUUGUAAGAGUACUACAAACGUUCUAUAAACUACGCUUUUACCACAAAGAAUCUUAUCAAACUCUCUUGGACACAAUUGAGAGGGGGUUUGACAUGUUAGUCCCGAAGUUUAACAUGAUAUCGGAGACUAUUCUGGCAGCUGCAGACGCAGAUGUAGCACAUGAAACACUAUUUACAAAAAGCCUGGAGUUUUUUAGUUCCAGAAUAAAGCAUCUGAACCUGCUUCAAUGUGAGGACGACUUGAUAACCGUCAUGACCAAGAAUUAUAUUUGGCCAAGGAAUGUGAUAACAAGUGCUUGGAGCAUGGCAGUGAUGGACUAUCACAAAAGAGAUGAAUUUAAAACUCUUCUGCAGUUGAUAGUUCAUAGAAAAUUUGCUGAACAGGACUUUGAUAUGAACACAAUAUUGAUGUGCCUGGAGGCUGCUGAAGCAUGCAUGGUUGAUGAGGUAAACAUGGAGCUAGCCCAAGAAAUUUCUGAUAUUUUCGGAGAUAAAAUGAGGUUUAAGGAAAUUAACAUGGAGGAAGAAGUGGAAUAUGAGACCUUGAGAGAUAAUAAACUAAGCUUUAACGAGUCUCAAAACAUACACUUCCAUAAAGGAAGAUCAAGGGCAACGAAGCACAUACAAUGUAUUCUGGAAAACAUCAAUAAGAAGGAUAUUCUGUUGAAGGUGUCUCCUCAUUACAACUCGCCUUACAUCAUCGAUAUCUGUUUCUCAAAGGAAAACAAGAAGGGAAUUGUUCUGUUCAGCGGUAGAGAAUUGUUGAGAAAUCAUAUAGACUCCACAUGGUCAGUUACCACCACAGGAUCCUCAAAGUUGAAAUUAAGGAUACUGAAUAAACAGAACUGGACUGUCGCCCAAGUCAGUUGCAGUCAGUGGUCAGUGCUUAACACGGGGAUGGAACGAAAGGACUAUGUUAAGAAACUCCUAACACAACUAGACAUAUCGUAUUAACUCAUGUUAAACUGUAAUAUAUACUGUGAAUCUGGU